Messenger RNA from Exophiala aquamarina CBS 119918, 1644 nucleotides. RefSeq names its product GMP synthase. Gene Ontology annotation, cellular component: cytosol. The transcript has a single exon. Bases 1 to 1644 code for a protein of 547 amino acids. Lineage: Eukaryota; Fungi; Ascomycota; Eurotiomycetes; Chaetothyriales; Herpotrichiellaceae. Gene Ontology annotation, biological process: GMP biosynthetic process. Gene Ontology annotation, molecular function: GMP synthase activity; GMP synthase (glutamine-hydrolyzing) activity; ATP binding. The record is from RefSeq and is a predicted model, not a curated record.
AUGGCUGUCAACGGUGAAGUCAACGGCAUGGCCGUCAACGCGCCCGCAGCCACCUUCGACACAAUCCUCGUACUAGACUUUGGCUCGCAAUAUUCCCACCUUAUUACGCGACGAUUGCGCGAACUCAAUGUUUACUCGGAAAUGCUGCCAUGCACUCAAAAGAUAGCCGAUCUACACUUUAAACCCAAGGGAAUCAUCCUCUCUGGCAGCCCCUAUUCGGUUUACGAAGACGGUGCACCACAUGUCGACCCUGCCGCAUUCGAUCUGGGUGUUCCCAUUCUCGGGAUAUGUUACGGGCUGCAGGAAAUGGCAUGGCAGUUCGGCAAGGGUGUUUCUGCCGGCGACAAGAAAGAAUACGGCCAUGCUUAUUUGAAGAUUGAGAGACACCAGGGAAAGGAAGAGCAUAUCGAUCGCCUUUUUGAGGGCAUUGAGGAUGACAUUGAGGUCUGGAUGAGCCACGGAGAUAAAUUGUCCAACUUGCCUGACGGGUUCCGUCCUAUUGCAAGCACUGCCAAUGCCCCCUGGGCAGGCGUCGCCAGCAUCACCAAACCCUACUUCGGUAUUCAAUUCCACCCCGAGGUGACUCAUACCCCGAGAGGCACACAUGUGUUGGGCAAUUUUGCCGUCAAGAUCUGUAACGCUCGACAGGACUGGACCAUGGAGAAAUUCGUUGACCAAGAGAUUGAGCGCAUUCGUGCCAUCGUCGGACCGAAAGGCCAGGUUAUUGGCGCUGUAAGUGGUGGGGUGGACUCGACAGUGGCCGCAAAGCUCAUGCAUGAGGCAAUUGGAGACCGAUUUCAUGCUGUGCUUGUGGACAAUGGAGUUCUUCGACUGGAUGAAGCUACCACUGUCAAGAAAACCCUGACUGAGCAUCUCGGCAUCAAUCUGACUGUCAUCGAUGCAACCGACCUCUUCCUGGGUAAACUCCAGGGCGUCUCGGAUCCUGAAACCAAGCGCAAGAUCAUCGGAAAUACGUUCAUCGAGAUCUUUCAAGACACAGCCAAAAAGAUCGCUAAAGAAGCGGCCGACUCCCCACGGGCUGGAGACAUCGAAUUCUUGCUUCAAGGCACAUUGUACCCAGAUGUUAUUGAAAGCAUAUCAUUCAAAGGCCCUUCAGCCACCAUCAAAACCCACCACAACGUCGGUGGACUUCUCGAGGGCAUGCACCUCAAGCUGAUUGAGCCGCUGAGAGAGCUCUUCAAAGAUGAAGUCCGAGCACUUGGGACAAAUCUUGGCAUCCCAGAAGAGCUGGUAUGGAGACAUCCAUUUCCCGGUCCAGGCUUAGCUAUCCGAAUUAUCGGCGAGGUCAAUGAGACACAGCUCAGCAUCGCUCGCCAAGCCGACAAGAUCUUCAUCGACGAAAUUGUGUCCGCUGGCUUGUACCGCAAGAUCUCCCAGGCUUUUGCAGCCGUCCUGCCUGAGAACGUGCGUGUGGUCGGUGUCAUGGGAGACAAACGAGUGCAUGCUCAGAUGGUCGUUCUCCGCGCCGUGGAGACCACUGAUUUCAUGACGGCUGAUUGGUUUCCAUUCGACGGCGAGUUUCUAAAACGAGUCAGCAGGAGGAUUGUGAAUGAGGUCGAUGGUGUCUGUCGCGUCGUCUAUGAUGUUACAAGUAAGCCUCCGGGUACCAUCGAGAUGGAAUAG